This is a messenger RNA of Scylla paramamosain (green mud crab), 7501 nucleotides long. Its product is annotated as T-box transcription factor TBX20-like. Gene Ontology annotation, molecular function: DNA-binding transcription factor activity, RNA polymerase II-specific; RNA polymerase II cis-regulatory region sequence-specific DNA binding. Gene Ontology annotation, biological process: positive regulation of DNA-templated transcription; regulation of transcription by RNA polymerase II; heart development. Gene Ontology annotation, cellular component: nucleus. The record is from RefSeq and is a predicted model, not a curated record. The transcript has 8 exons. Lineage: Eukaryota; Metazoa; Arthropoda; Malacostraca; Decapoda; Portunidae. The coding region runs from base 3355 to 5025 and encodes 556 amino acids.
UCCCUCCCUCGCGCCUUUGAAAUAUUAUUUGCUCAUUGUGUGCAGCCAGAGAAUAUUAUUGAAGGCCGCCUCCACAGCUAUCGUUCGCCUCGCCGCCCUGCCAUGCUCACGCCACCACGCUGCAGGGCCCAGGGGUGGCGGGUCAGGGGCACCUCAGGGCACGCGGGGUUUGGGUGUUUGGUGAGGACUCUCAGUAAGUUCACCAGAAAUACGUGAAGAGUCCCAGUCACUUUGCCGCACAGUCUUUGUGAGUCCCGAGGAGCCAUUGGGAGUGGAACGGGACGAAACAUUGUGAGCGCGGCCCAUUAUGAUUGUGUCAACCCCCCAUAACAAGAGGAGAUUGCCUCGUCAGUCUCGGCCGCUGAUUGGUGGAGGUUCUGGGUGACGCCCCUGGGCGGAGCCAACCACAAGAUUAAGCUGGUGACCGCAAGAAGGUUUUGCCGCCCGUCAGGGGAAAUGGAAGUGGCGGGCCGCGGCGCCCCUCCCGACCACCUACGACGCCGGCUUCUUCACCUGACACGGAGCGAGUAAUUUUACAGCCGAGUCAUUGUUCACUUCAGAUCUGGCGAUGUUCUGAACCCACUGGUCGCCCCUGAACACGCCCGCUCCGCCUCUCACUGCUCCCUCCCGGCGGUGGCCACACAAAACGGAGGAGUCGGGAGUAAAUGUACUGAUUAAACAACUCAUUCCUGCAACUAUGAUUAGAAGUUAUCAGAGGGAUGCGACAAGACGGGGCCACCAGAGCGGGACGGAGCCGCGGGGGAUGAGCCGCGCGCAAGAACAAGAUUACGUUGUCCCGCCGACUAAACCAACACGGUGGUGGCGGCGGUGUUCAGCGCCCGCGGCGACGAACCAAGGGAGGGAGGUGGAAAAAUACCUCACCAAAUUAUGCUGCCACGGCACAGAGUGAGGCAGAGCCGACGGUCACGAGUGGGCAGGGGAAGGGGUCGCGGAGCCAUUAAUGAGGGGAUGAUGGAGGAGGACGAUUCCUGAGGGCUGAGUCAACUUCAUCAGGUGCUGUGGCGGGCGGUCCCUCUGCCGCCUGCCGGGCGUGGGAGGCGGGCGGGCUACGGACAAAAAAGAAACGUCCCUGGGCUCUGCAUGGCUUCACGGCGCACAGAUCCUGAGGGCGAUGUGGUGCUGAAUCGGGGAGGAGACGCUCGGAUUGAAUUAGCAGCAGGGAUUAAAAAAAUAAAAGAGGGUACGGCCCGGUCCCCCUCUGUGCUUCCCUCUGCCUCCCUCUGCUCCUGCGCUCCCCCACCUCCCCCCGCCCUUGCUCGAGUCUGCUAAUCGUUAGAACAUAAAAAGUCAAGUAAAUAAGUGGAGGUGUUGCGCCCCUGACCCCGCCUCCCGCCGGCCCGACUCCGUUUCCCCCGCCGCGCUGUCACUCAGGCUUCACGCCCCCUCGCCCUCCCUCCCGCCCGCCCUGCCUCACCUCGCCGCUCGCCUCAAAUACCCGAGCUCCUCCAGCCCCAGUCGGGAGGUACAAACAUUUCUUAACUUGUGUUCCUGAUUCCAUGCCGGAGGCUGUGCUCGCCGGAGACGCUGGAGCGGCGCGAGGUAGGCGGGUCGCGGCGACGCCUCCGAGGACACAAGAGGCCGUUGGGGACCGUCGGCAACUCGUCGACUCCCUCCCCCAACUGUCAUGGCGGCGCUCACAGCUUCAUCAACUGAGUUCUCUCUCGCGCGCGAUUUCCUUAAGCAAGAAGCCCUUUUGUAACCCAGUGGCCGGGGCCCUCCUUGGUACUGGCGUGUGGCGGCGUGGCCUCGCCCGAGUGUCGCUGUGAGGAUCGAGGCGGUGCAGGAGGUGGGGAGCGACGCCCGAGCGUGGCGGACGGAGGCUCUGCUCCUACAAUUACUGGGCGGGAAUCGGAGCGGCGGUGGCGGCGGUGGCGGCGGCGGCGGCGGUGGAGUAGUGGCAGGCGGCGGUGGGAGGCUUGUGGCCGCGUGUGGCUGUGCAGAUGUUGGUGCUUAAUGGAGGUUAUUGCAGUGGAUGUGAUUAUGAGAGUGUGUUGUCAGCGAGCUCGUCCACAUCACUGUACGUAGCAGGAGUCCCCGCUCCGCCCCCAACCACCACCACCACCAGCACCACCACCACCACCACUACCACCACCACCAGAGGACGAGGCGGCGGCGCCCCAGGAUACAAGAAGCCGAGUUAUAAUAAAGGCAAUUACCUCACGAAAUUACCUUACGAAAACAAAGUUACUCUCUUGUAAUUCUGUCCUAUCGUGCCGCGCUGGACUUAAGUCUGCUUUACGAGGCACACGGAGGCUGUCUGCUCGCCUCCAUUAGGCUGCUGGAUAACGCCUGGCCAAAUACAUUAAUAAGUAUUAGCAGAGACUGAUCGAGGACGCGGGGAAAGAGACGCGGGACGGAGCAGAGAUAUGAUAAUCUGCUUCCCCACAGCAAGUGAGUGAGCGAGUGAGUCAGUGAUUGAGUGAAAACAUUCUGAAAAGAGAGAAAGAGAUACGAAGAGAAAAAAAGAGAGAAACAUGAGGUAAAAAAGUGACUCUGAGUGAUGAAUGAAGGAGAGAAAGAAAAUAUCAAAAUUCCUCACAUGAAUAAAAACAAACCAAAGUGAAUUACCAAGUGAAUUAUGAAGAUGAAAAGUGGGAGAACUGAAGGACGUAAGAGUGACCGACAUUCCGAGUGUGUCCGCGGCAUGACUCCCUCGCUGGCACACUGACGCCUUGCACUGAAGCGGGGCACCACCAAUUGGAGGCGGCGUGGGCGAGAGGGAGGGUGAGUGGGUGAGUGGAUGAGUGGGGGAGAGAGUGGUGGAGGCUGAGACACCACUGAAGGAAAGAAGGCAAGCAAUGAAGACCUGCCCUCACCUCUGAGUGCCGCUCCUACCUCCUCCUCCUCCUCCUUCAUCCUUUCUCUGCUUUUUUUUUCCUUUCCUAAAAGACAUCUACACAACAGUCUGAGAGAGAGAGAGAGAGAGAGAGAGAGAGAGAGAGAGAGAGAGAGAGAGAGAGAGAGAGAGAGAGAGAGAGAGAGAGAGAGAGAGAGAGAGAGAGAGAGACCUACCAUUAGUUCUGACAAUGGAGUGAUAAAACAGAGUAACUCACCUGUCUGUGUGAGUGCGUGCGUGCGUGUGUGAGUGCGUGUGCGUGUGUGCGUGCGUGCGUGUGUGUGUGUGUGUGUGUGUGUGUGUGUGUGUGUGUGUGUGUGUAUGCACGCGCGUACUAUCUGUGUGUCCAUCCACCUGUACCACCACCACCACCACCCCCUUCCACAUCACACUGCCCCAACACAAACAUUUCCCUCAUCGUCCACUCCACUUCACCCGCUCCACCUGACUCACCCACGCCCAUCGCGCGCCACCGCCCACGCACACACGCCCGCGGGAUGAGUGUGGUGGAGGAGGCUGGGCUACUGAAGGCGCGUGCCACCGACUUCUCCAUCGCUGCCAUCAUGGGCGCGGCGGCAAAGAUGACGCCUUCUGCCAGGGAGGGCAAGUUGUCGCGGACGCCCUCGCCGCGGCCCCUCUCGCUGCCCGACGACGACCAAGAGCCGCAGGAAGUGACUUCCUCCUCGGACGCCUCAAAGGAUGACCCGGACAACGCCACGAGCCCCAAGAGCACCACGUCCUCCUCAGACGGGCGGGACUCUAAGAGGGCGCGGCUGGAGGGCUCCUGUAACUGUGAGGACCUGAGGGGCGUCACCUGCUAUCUGGAGACCAAGGAACUGUGGGAGAAAUUCCACGACCUGGGCACCGAGAUGAUCAUCACCAAGACUGGCAGGCGGAUGUUCCCCACAGUGCGGGCGUCGUUCACGGGACUGAGGAGCGAGGAACGGUACCUGGUGCUUCUAGAUAUCGUGCCCAUUGACAACAAACGAUACAGGUACGCCUAUCACCGGUCGUCGUGGCUGGUGGCGGGCAAGGCUGAUCCGCCGCCGCCUUACCGCCUGUACACCCACCCCGACUCGCCCUACACCGGGGACCAACUCAAGAAGCAGAUCGUCACCUUCGAGAAAUUGAAGCUUACCAACAACGAGAUGGACAAACACGGCCACAUCGUGCUCAACUCAAUGCACCGCUACCAGCCCAGGAUACAUUUGGUGAGGCGGCAGGACGCUGGUCAGGGCCCCAUCUCAGACCUCGACUUGGAGGACCACAAGACUUUCAUCUUCCCCGAGACUGUCUUCACUGCCGUCACCGCCUACCAGAACCAGCUUAUCACCAAGCUCAAGAUCGACAGUAAUCCGUUUGCUAAGGGCUUCAGGGACUCCUCCAGACUCACAGACUUCGAAAGCUGCUCACCCCCACUGACGCUGUCCGUGCCGUGUUGCAGGGAGACGAUGGAGAGCAUGCUGUCGGAGCACCCCUACCUGCGCAACAACCUGGCCGCGGCCUCCAUGGACGCGCACCUGGGCACCACCUCACACCUGAGCCUGGAGGAGCGGGCCGUCUUCGCUGCCCGGGCACAUAUGUUCUUCCGCUCCUCCCACACCUCCACGCCCACCACGCCCACCACCUCCCACGCCACCACCUCCUUAGCGCCACACUCGUCCUCCUUCCCGUCGCGCGGGCUGCCCUCCGGCGGCCUGGCACCGGGCCUGGGCUCCGGCGUGGGUGGCCUGAGUAACCUGCCGCCCGCCAUCUCACAGCUUUACAACCUGGGCACGGGAAGGACGGCCUCCGCGCCGCCCCAGGUCAACCUGCCGCUGCAGCUGUGGUCGCAAUGGGCGGCGCUGCACGGCCUCAAUCAGGUAAACGCCACUCUGCUGGCCCACCACGCCUCUCUCACCGCCGCCGCCGCCGCCAACAACAACACACCGUCAGGCAUCGGGGCCACUUCGAGGGAAAACGGCGCCGCCGCCUCGCAGUCUAGCGGUGGAGGGGGCGGGGAGGGAGGCGUGAGGCUACCACGCCCUAUCUACCCGCCCCUCGCCCCAGGCCUGCAUCGCUUCGCCCCAUACUUCUACCCUAAGGGAAGCUCCUCCCCUACAAACCCCAGGCCGGGUUCUCCUGAGGCCCGACCUCCACCCGAAGGCUCGCCGGGGCAGCCAGCCUGAGCCCGGCCAACGCUCCCACACCCACGGGAUACAGCAGACCCCAGACCUCACCUCACGCCCUCUGGACCUCCUCACGGCAGCCCUGCAAUCACCUUGACGCCUGGACACUCACACCAGCCCUUCCCAGAGAGGAGCGGCGCCUUCCAGCGUGUCCCUCACCGCGGGCACCAGAGCCCAGGGGCGCCUGAGGGCGGUCACUAGUGGCGCGGGGUGUACGUCACGAUGCCUCGCGUUAGGCGUCGGCACAUCCCAAGUGCUAUGGGUGUGGGGCGUUCAGUCUCUUCUCGGCACAGCGGCCAUGGCGGCUCAAGUGCACCUACAUGCAGCAGGCCACAGACAGUGGCCCCAUUGUGGCCCGGGAGAGCGGCAACAGAAGGGGUCGGUGCUUGCCUCCUAUGACCCUUAUUAGGAGGCGACAGAACUGCAUGUGCCUGCGCCAGGCCCAACUAGUAACACAAACCUAGAUUUCAGUGUUAAAUCUAGCCUUUGUGACGAGGCCUCUUGUGGCAGUCCGGGUCACACCUCUGGCCAGGGAGGUGCGGCUACGGCUGUCGACUGUUCACACCCUGAGACCCCUAGUGUCCCUGAACUGUAUUUGUAUGUGUGCGCGGCUGCGGGCGCGUCCUACCUGCACUCAGUAUCAUCCUCGCAACAUUUUAGCCGUUUAGUCUUGGAGGCUCAGGAGCAGCGGGAGCCUUCGCGUCGUCAGCGGCGGCGCAAGAUGAGUUAUAGUGUUCGCAUAUACCUGUACCUAGACAUUACUGCCUUUAGUCCACCUGGAACUCACCUGGGUUCUUUCAUUCUACAUUCCAUAGGUUUACACAGUGUUUUGUCAAUGAUGUGCGGAUUGAAUAGUGCUUCAACAAUCGGAAAACUUCAGUGACACACAAAAAUGCAAGUGCACUGUACUAAACAAGACAGCAUUAUGUGCACCAAUAAAAAAUAAUAACAAAAAUGUAGGAAAUUGAAGAAAUUCUCGGACUAAACCUCUCCCUCUCUCUCCUCCUUCUCUCCUUUUUGCAACACUCACUGCGGAGACUGUGCUGUGUGGUGGAGGAGGACAACGUGGGAGCAAAAGUGAGGGGAAGUGUGAGAGAGGGAAACAGGGAGACAAAGAGAGAGAGAAGGAGAGAAAGGAAGGGAAAGGGAAUGAGAAGCACCAGAUGACACAAGCAUUAAAAAAAAAAAAAAAAAAAAAGAAGCAAAAUAUCACGUGUGCCAAAAUUGAAAGAAAAAAAAAGUCAUCAUAAUUCAUUUGACUCUGAGAUUGAUUCCAAAAUUCUUCAAAGUCACACACAAAAGAAAAAAAAAUGAGAGUUGAACGUGAUUUCCUUAGGUUACUCUUUCCUCCUUUACUUCUUUGUCCUUCUUUCCCGCAAGACACCCACCCGCACGUACCCACGAUAGACGUAAUGGUAAGGCACUGAGGGAGGAAAAUCAAAUCCAGGAGCUACGUACAUUUGAUUAAGGCGUGUAGGUGAGGCAGGUGAGAAAAGAUUGAAACAGGUAACGAUAGGUAAAAAUCUCUCUCUCUCUCUCUCUCUCUCUCUCUCUCUCUCUCUCUCCUCAAUGAAAAGUUUACUACGGAGAUUAAAUAAUUCUCCUCUAAAUUCAGUUUCUGCCAAGGAUUUAAUCUUUUUUCACUAUACUAAGACACGGCAGUAUUCCACUCCGUGCUAUGCCAUUCCACUAUCGCAGCUUGAUCUGUCUUUAAUUGGCAAUACGUUAAUGGCUCCGUACUUCAGCAGUGAUGCCGCAGUGUAAUCUAAGCCAUCUUUAAUUAAUCACUGACAAGGUUAUUUAUAUUUGUUAAUUUUGUUCCAUUAGAGCAGAGAAGUGAGACGUAAGUAUUCCACGCAUUGCUUACGCCCUACUUUGUCUUCUUCCUACUGGGGACCGCCUUGCUUCCCACUCUCACUGCCAUCACUCUUGAGAGAGAGAGAGAGAGAGAGAGAGAGAGAGAGAGAGAGAGAGAGAGAGAGAGAGAGAGAGAGAGAGAGAGAGAGAGAGAGAGAGAGAGAGAGAGAGAGAGAGAGAGAGAGAGAGAACUACAGAUUUCUAUGUAGCUGUUUGUAUAUAUACUAAGCUGUAAGUCGAAAUGAAAUAUUAGUAACAUUACUACUACUACUAUUAAUAUUAAUACUAAUACAAUAAAUGAAUAAAUAAUAAAAAUAAUAUUAACAAUAAUAAUAAUAUUAGUAAUAAGAAUAAUAAUAUUUGGUGGUUCAGAAUAGUUUUGUAUAGACCUCAGUACUGUGUGUGUGUGUGUGUGUGUGUGUGUGUGUGUGUGUGUGUGUGUGUGUGUGUGUGUGUGUGUGUGUGUGUGUGUGUGUGUGUGUGUGUGUGUGUGUGUGUGUGUGUGUGUGUGUGUGUGUGUUGACGUAUGAGCGGCUGCGGUUCGCCUAAAGCAUUGCCGCGUGUCACUUGUUUUUUUCCUCUACUUUACUACUCCCAUAAUAAAGAAAAGAACACAGAA